AUGUCGUCCCUCGUGCCCCCGCUCAACUUGCGCCCACGCUCAAGCACGACCGCCGCACACCAAGCCCCGCCGCCCUCGUCGCCCGCACCGGCACCACCGGCGGCCGCUCAACUCGGCGACGCGCACGACCCGGCGGCCACGGCUGGGGGCGUCGUCAUGGAGGGUUAUUUAUUGAAGAAGAAGCGAAAGAAGCUACAAGGCAUGAUAAGGCGGUACUUUCGCUUGGCGGGCAACGGUGCCCUCUCGUACGCGUUCAACCCGACUUCGCCGCUGCGCGACUCGAUCUUCGUCUCGCUCGCCUUCAUCUCGGCGUCGCGCAAGCACCGCACCUUCCACAUCGACGGCGGCACAAGCGUGUACCACUGCAAGGCGCUCACGCUCGACGACUUCGACAAGUGGGCAGCGGCGCUCAAGCAGUUCAUCCCCGUCGCGCAAGUCCCGAGCGGCGACGCCGAACACGCCCGUGGCCUCGUCAGCAACCUGCGCGGCGUCAACCUCGGCGGCAGCUCGGCUCCGCAGCGCGACGAGGCGGUCGAGAAGGUCCUCGACGCGCUCGGCAAGCUCAAUCAGCCCAUCGCCGACAUCGAGAUGCUCGCCAACGAGCUGCGCCAAGCCGACCCGUCGCAGAACCAGGCGCCGCAGCCCCAGCCCCAGCAGCACCUCGUCCCUCCUGCGCAAGGCAGCCCUCAGCACUCGCAGAGCAACGGCGGCAGCAAGUUCCGCUUCCUCGGCAAGCGCUCGAACAGCACGUCGGCGCCAUCCGGCGCUCGCUCGCCCUCGUUCAGCGGCUCGCCCGGCGGCGCGCACGGCCAGCCGCAGCCGCUCAACCUCAACGUCGGCGCGCCGAGCAGCUCGGUGUCGGGCACGACGAUGCUGUCGAGCUCGCCCACGUUCGACGACGCGUUCGACAACAAGCCGUCGUCGGCCUCGUCCUCGUCGCAGGGCAACGACGCCCUCCUGCGGCAGCUGAGCGGCGCCGUCGCCACGCU
Messenger RNA from Rhodotorula graminis WP1, 989 nucleotides. RefSeq lists its product as uncharacterized. Lineage: Eukaryota; Fungi; Basidiomycota; Microbotryomycetes; Sporidiobolales; Sporidiobolaceae. The record is from RefSeq and is a predicted model, not a curated record. The transcript is spliced from 4 exons. The annotation marks the transcript as partial.